Molecule: messenger RNA, 816 nt
Organism: Quercus lobata
Lineage: Eukaryota; Viridiplantae; Streptophyta; Magnoliopsida; Fagales; Fagaceae
Exons: 1
Coding region: 1-816 (271 amino acids)
Source: RefSeq, a predicted model, not a curated record
AUGGAAAUACUAAGAAUCUAUGAAUCGGCUUCGGGGCAAAAGAUCAAUACCGAGAAAUCCUCAAUAUUUUUCAGCCCAAACACUUCUCAAGAGCGAAAGGAUGAAAUCGUAAGCAUUCUUGGGCCUAUGAACGACUUGCGGCACGCAAAGUAUCUUGGUCUCCCCUCCAUUAUUGGUCGCUCAAAAAAACAAAUCUUUGCGGAAAUAAGAGAAAAGGUGGGAAAGAAGUUGGCUGGCUGGAAAGGUAAGCUUCUCUCAAUGGGAGGCAAAGAAAUCCUAAUCAAAGCGGUUGCGCAAGCCAUCCCCUCCUACACUAUGAGUUGUUUCCUUCUCCCAAUGAGCCUUUGUGAAGACCUUGAAAGGGAUUUGAGAAGCUUUUGGUGGGGUCAGAAGCAGCAAGAAUCUAAGGUUGCUUGGGUUGGUUGGAAGAAAAUGUGCAAACCAAAAUCCCUCGGUGGAUUGGGUUUCCGUAAUUUGCAUGCAUUCAAUUUGGCCUUACUUGCAAAACAGGUCUGGAGGAUUUUUACGAACCCAAGCUCCCUGGCUGCCCGAAUUUUGAAGGCUAAAUAUUUCCCAUAUGAAGACAUACUGAAUGCUGGUCUAGGCAGCAGCCCCUCGUUCACGUGGCGAAGUAUUUUCCAAAGUAUUGAAGUCAUUAAGAACGGAACUCGUUGGCGAGUUGGAAACGGGCGUCUAAUUCACAUUUGGGAAGACAAGUGGCUCCCAACCCCUUCCACAUUCAAAGUUAUUUCCCCUCCGAGAGAUUUUGGAGAUUACCCCAUGGUUUCCUCCCUCAUUGACCAAGAUACUAAGUAG